UGCCACUAGCCUCCCUUUCCCUCCCUUUCAUUACUUUUCGCUCCAGGCCCUGGACCUUCGUUCGUGCUUGAGGUCUGGAAGCGGACUUUCAAACCAAGCUGGGUUUUAAUCGGAGAGUGAGAGAGAGUAGGGUUUAAGGGGGGCGGAGAGAAUGGGGAAGAAGACGGCCAGGGUCUCGGCUCUGGACAUGCCGGACGUCCCAAUGGGGCAGCUUCCGGAGCACCUCCAGCUCCAGAGGACCCGCGUCCUCUGUGCAUCCGAUGCUCCAUCUCACACAGAGAGCGUUCAGUAUUCUGGAGCAUAUGCCGCGAUGGGUAUCGAUAACGGUCGGGGAGUUGAAAGCUUUUGUAAAAAUUUUAAGGUGGAGAUAAUUAAACUUACGGAGGAGAUGAUUGAAUUUGAUAUGGUCGGAAUUGAUGCAUCACUUGCUAACGCCUUCAGAAGGAUCCUUCUUGCAGAGGUUCCAACUAUGGCUAUUGAAAAGGUCUUUAUUGCAAAUAACACGUCAGUUAUUCAAGAUGAAGUGCUAGCACAUAGAUUAGGUUUGAUACCGGUUAAAGUAGACCCACGUUUGUUCGAGUGUUUGUCAGAAAAUGAUGUUGCUAAUGAGAAGAACACAAUUGUUUUCAAGUUGCACGUAGAAUGUAAAAGAGGUGGUCCUCGGUUGACAGUGAAAUCUGAUCAACUUCAAUGGUUGUCCAAUGGGAGUGAAUUUCUAAAGGAGCCAUCAGAUUCAUCUUCAAAGCCAAAAACUUAUACUGCAUUUAGUUGUGACCAAAGGUCAUUGCCAGAGUUUUCAAAUAAUGCAGUCACUGUUCAAGAUCCUGACAUCAUCAUUGCCAAGCUUGGUCCUGGCCAGAUUAUUGAACUUGAAGCUCAUGCUGUCAAAGGGAUUGGGAAAACUCAUGCCAAGUGGUCCCCAGUGGCUACAGCUUGGUAUAGAAUGCUUCCUGAGGUUGUAUUGCUAAAAGAUGUUGUUGGCGAUAAAGCUGAGCAGCUUGUGGCAAAGUGCCCUGUCAAGGUCUUUGAUAUUGAAGACUUGGGUGGAGGUAAUAAAAAGGCAGUUGUGACCAAUUCUCGUGCUUGCACCCUGUGCCGAGAGUGCAUCCGGAAGGAAGAAAGGACGGCAUCUGCAGGCAACGAAGAUGAUGAGAAAAAAGAGGAAUCUGAUGCUGAGGACAAAGAGGAAGAAACAGACUCUGCAUUUGAUUGGAGCCAAGUUGUGCAGUUACAUCGCAUCAAAGAUCAUUUUAUCUUCACAAUCGAGUCAACUGGUGCAUUGCCUCCAGAAGUGCUUCUCACUGAAGCUGUCAAAAUUCUAGAGGAGAAGUGCGAGCAGAUCAUUAUCGAACUUUCUUGAGUUGAUGGCAAACAUGCAUGAAAAUGUUGUAGGAUGAUCACGGGGAAGAUCUUCCUUGCUGUUGAUGUUCCUAACGGGUUCUUCUUCCUGUGUAUACAUAUACGAAGUUAACAUUAUCCGAUACGCUCCAUAUUUUAUUUGGAGUAGAUUAUAUUCCUUUUUA
Nymphaea colorata (pocket water lily) is the source of this 1523-nucleotide messenger RNA. RefSeq lists its product as uncharacterized. The transcript is spliced from 9 exons. The record is from RefSeq and is a predicted model, not a curated record. Gene Ontology annotation, biological process: DNA-templated transcription. Bases 152 to 1360 code for a protein of 402 amino acids. Gene Ontology annotation, cellular component: RNA polymerase I complex; RNA polymerase III complex. Gene Ontology annotation, molecular function: DNA binding; protein dimerization activity. NCBI's taxonomy places the organism in Eukaryota, Viridiplantae, Streptophyta, Magnoliopsida, Nymphaeales, Nymphaeaceae.